Callithrix jacchus (white-tufted-ear marmoset) is the source of this 2751-nucleotide messenger RNA. Lineage: Eukaryota; Metazoa; Chordata; Mammalia; Primates; Cebidae. The record is from RefSeq and is a predicted model, not a curated record.
AUGGUGCAUGCUGAACCAGGGGAAGGAAAUCCUGAGUUGAACUUCCUUCGGAGAGAGCGUGACCUUUCCACCGGGUCCGACGCUCAGGACCGCUCUUUCUGCCUGAAGGCAAGAGCAACUCCACCCUACCAGCAGGCCACGAGCUCCCCCCAUGUGAAUGGGAUUAACAUCCCUCAUAAAAGAGGCUUCAGAGGGCGUUUGGCUUUCUUGCUCUUUCAGCUUUCGCCGUGGGAAGGUGCAGCCUUCUCCCUGCGAGAGGAUGCAGACCCGGGACGCCAUUUCAGAAGCAGAGAGACCAGGCCCUCACUAGCUGGCACCUUGGUUUGGAUUUCUGAGCUUCCAGAACUUUUGGCGCUUAGAGAUGAAGAUGGAAGUUCCAGGAGAUCUAGCCACAUCUUGGAGGUGAAAUACUUUCUGGAGCAGGUGGGCAAAGCCUUUAUUUUGCAUACUUCCCAAGUCAGAAGCCUCAAAUCACCUUCCGCCCGUGACCCUCCAGCCCAUCUUCACACUCGCCUCCCCGACCCCACCCCAUCACCGCUCCGCUACUCCCAAUGCUGUCCUGGUGGCACCCAGGAGCCGUCUUUGCGGGCGGGGUUCCCCUUCUUCGCGGACAGGCUGCGUGUGAGCCUCGGCUCCUCCAUCCAGGAGCCAGGCCUCUUUCUUCAUCUUGCUGAGGAGUUCCAGGCUGCUGUCGCCCCAGUUCCCAGGGGCUUUGCACUCCCACGGGCUCCUGCUCACCUCUCCCACCACUGGGCGCUGACAGCACUCCAGGAGCAAGGAGGGGCAGCAGGAGCCGGGCCUCGCACUGCCGGGGAAGGGCAGCCCUCUGGGGUCUGGGCCACGGUCCCCGAGGAGCAGAGGAGCCGCAGGAGCCGCCACAGCAGACCCCCGGACGCAGAGGACCCCUCGCUGCUGCGGAGGAGCGCGCUCAGCCGGUGCCAACUUUCCCGACCCGGGAGACAAAGCGGUGGAGGGCAGUCCGGGACCCGAGUUGGAGGCGCGGGGCUCUGCUCCGUGGCUGUGGGGGCCGGAGCUCAGGACCCCAACACCAGCCAAGACUGGCCGCGGCAGGGCUGGCGGAGGCGGCGCCACCCGGGGUGGCCGCAGGUGCUGAGCGAGGCGCCGCCACGUGGGUGGGAAGAGGAGCCUCAGGGACCGGCUGCCGCCAGCAGAGCCCCACAUGGGGGCCGGGAGCUGUGUGUGGGGGGGUGCCCAGCUCCGCUCUCCCCACCGCCCUGCACCGCUAUGGGCUGAGGUCAGCCUGCCAGCACCAAGGACCCUCCCUUUGCUCUUUACUGCGUUUCACUGAAGACUCCAGCCAGUGUCCUGGAGAGGAGAGGGAUUCCUGCUAUUCCUGCUCUGUCCCUCUCAGUCUCUACAUUGGCACCUUGAUGUAACCCACAGCACAGGCAGCGUGUCCUGGCUGAGAGGCACAGAAGGCCUGUGGGGAUGGAGGUGGGGCCGUGUGUGGAUAAAAAAGCAUAUUUUAAAAGUAUAUAAAUUUAAGCGUGUGUCUGCAUGUGUGUGUGUGUGUCUGUGUGUGUUUACGGUUUUUCCCAUCAGUCGCCAGCUUUGCUCCCUUUUCUUGACCUUCUGUAGCCUUCAUUGGAUCUAAAACCAGUUUUGCAUAUUCUCAUUUGAAAGAGUACUUCGUUACCAGCCAUUUCUAAAUGUUUUGUGCCCCUAACACUAUGGUUUCCUUUAAAAUACCACAAAGUCCUAGGGGAAAAGAAAAAGGAAAUCAAAACUAUUUGGGAACAUUUUCGUUUGGAGCACACCAAUGUAGUCCCAGGGUCUAGCUUUAAACCCAAGAUUCCGUAGGAAAUCAGGAAUCUAUCGGAGACAUUUAUCUACUGCAUUUGUUAUAUAACUGGUGAACCAAUUCAUUGACCUGUAUCAUUCCCCACCUCACCCCUUGAAGCAGCUGGUAUGCCUUCUGAAUUCUUGGAAAUAACUUUCCAUAUGGUUAGCAGUCUUCUAUUUGGGUAUAAGGUGCUCACCACAGUCAUGCUGUGAGUUCUGGAGAAUGACCACACUUGGUUGCUUAAAAUUGAAAAUAACCUAAUUGUAACUGAAGAACAUUUCUACAAAAUAAGGGAACAGUAUGUUCCAAAAGUGUCAGUGUCAUGAAGUUGUCCUUCAUGACUGGGAACUGUCAGGGAGGAAGGAGAUUUAGGAGUAAGAAAACACGUCCUGUGAUCUUGAAUUAGAUCUUAGCUCGAGAAAGGGACAUUAGUAGGUCAGUUGGCAAAGUUGAAUAAAAUAUGUAGAAUGGCUGGUCAUAUUAUAUAAAUCUUAAUUUCCUAAUUUUGAAAUUGAACUGUGGUUGUGUCAGAUGUUGUGGAAGCAGAAUAUAAGGCAUAUAAGAAAUUAAUUUUUGAAAACUGUAUUUUGUUAUUUUAAAAUGAAAACAGAAAAUAAAUUUGGUCUGAUAAAAAUAACAUAAAAUGAUUGGAUUCAAUGACCUUGAAAUCUUCUCUGAGCCUAAACUUCUUCAAGCGUGUUACUAAAAUAUGUGCCAAGCCAGUUCUCCUGCUGCUGGCUAGUAUAAGGUUCAAAUGGAGAUUUUAGGAAGGAAAAGAAAAUUUGAAAAUUGCAAAUUGCAAAUUAUUUUUAAGCUUCAACAUUUUCCAGUAGAAAGUUUGAUUUUACAAGGGUGAAAUGUCUUCAGAGUCUUCUGCCAUCUUUACAAAACUAAUAACACUCUUGUAUGUACACAGUCAACAACUGAUAAAUGUCAAGACGAUAACA